CUUAUAAUAAAAUAUGUUUUUUUCGUUUAUAAUUAAUCAGUAAAAUAUAAAUUAUAUUACUAUUUAGUAAAUGACUUGUCAAAUAGUGUACAUUUAUUCGCGCGGUAAAAGUAGUUAUAAUCGAUAUGGACAUAUCGAUUCUCAUACGUAUCGUAUUAUUAGGUAAUAUUUCGAUUAUCGAAAGUGGCCAGGACUUAACUAUUUUAUUUGAAGUUACCGGCCAACAUCGUUCAUUGCGCUCAGUUCACAUUAUUUCUACAAGUUCUUUUGUGUAAUUUGUACUAGUGUGAAACUUGUAGAAAUUUGUAAUACUUAAGCAUAUGCUUCGCCUAAAAUAUAUUUUAUUAUUUUACUUAAUAAAAAAUUAAGUUUUAAAAAAAAAACUGGUUUGUGUAAUCUGUGAUUGCAUUACUGAGUAAAAAAUAUGGCUUAUUUUCAAUCGAACAUUGAAAAAACAGAAGAUUCCACAAAACCAAAAGAGUAUAGGCUCUAUGUAGCUAAUAUACCUGUGGAACUAAAUGAGGGUGGUGUUCUGCAAAUUUUUAAGCAUUAUGGAACAGUAACUGGACUUUUCUAUCUUCCAAAUACAACAUGGGCGUUUGUUAUAUACGGAACAUAUCGUGAAGCUGAAUAUGCUAUUAGAAGUCUUCAUGAUAAACCACCGUUACGUCUACAAGUAUCAUUUGGUAAAGAUAAGUCAUCUGUUGAAAUAAACCAGGAGAAAAUGUAUAUUCACAAAUCUUCAGAAAUUUAUAAAGAUAUAAUGCAAGAUUGUCAAUAUAAUGAAAAAGCACACACAGAAAGUGUAGAUAGAGGAACCCAUAAUAAUGCACUUCAUAAACGCAACCUUUUACCUAAAGUAUCUACUAGUACGUAUCAUGCAAAUGAUGGUUUAUUAUAUCCAGUACCAACUGAUCAAUGUAUAUAUGAUCCAUAUGAGAAUGCAGAAGCUGAUUAUAAAAAUACAUUAUGGGCAAGGGGUAAAGUAACAAUAACGCGUGAUGGAAAAAGACAUGUUUCUUAUGGACGUGGUUAUACUUCAUACGAAAUACCUGAACCACAUCCUGAAACUGAAAUAUUGAUUAAAAAAAUUUAUGAUAAACGUUUUAAUGGUUCGUAUGAACAUGGUCAAGAUUCUCUAAAACAAAAACUAGGGACAUGUAUAUCUUGUAACAAAAUAACACCCGUGAGAUGCGGGAAAUGUUAUGCUUUCUAUUGUAGCAAAGAAUGUCAAGUAACAGAUUGGCCACGUCAUAAAAUUGAAUGUCAACAAAUACCUACAUUGAUAGAAGAUGUAAAAUCUUUAUCAACAUCAAGCAGUGAAGAACAAAUUGGCACGACAAACUUGGCACAAGCUCAGAAAACAUUACGUCGUCCGAAACAAUCAAUAGAAGUUCUAUUAAAUAAAAAUGCAGAAAUCGGAAAUAACAAAUGUACAGAAGUUAAAAGUACUGAAUCUUCCGAGAAACGAAAUGUUGAAAAUAAUUUUCAAAUUAAGACUACUGAUAAAAAUGAUAAGAUAGAACAUAAAGAAUACAAAUUGGAAACAACUAAAAAAGAAGUUAUAAAUAAAUGUACAAACAAAAAUGACUUUGAUCUAACAAAAAUUGAGAAAGAUGUCAUAUUUGAAAAAGACACAUUUUUAUCAAAAUCAAGAUUCACGGAUGUUAAAAUCAUAGGAUUUUCGGAAAGAAGAGAAUAUUGGGUACAUAAAGUAGAUCAAGAAAAGAUUUUUCAAGAAAUGAUGCUUGAUUUGCAAAAUAUAGUUCAGAGAAUGCCUAGAACAGAUCCGAUUAUUGGUGACAUAUAUGGUUACAAAUUUGAAAAUCUGUGGUAUAGAACAAAAAUAAUAUCUCUCAAUCCUAUUAAGAUUUUUUACGUCGAUCAUGGCGUUACUGAAACGGUUGAAGUAAAUGAUUUUCGUGAAAUCAACGAUUUAAAGACUAUGAUACCAUUUGCAAGAAAAAUUCGUUUAAGUAAAAACACACCAAAAAAAUAUGAACAUUUAAAAAUCGAUCACAUUAUAACUGUAAAGCCUGUUGCUUUUGAAGAAAGUGUGAUCAUUGUAGAUGUAAAAAAUGGAAAUGAAAAUAGUAACAACUCAAACGAACUUUUAAGCUUCGAGUCACAGUCAAAUAUUAAAAGUUAUACGACAAUAACUAAAAAUGAUACUUCUAAGAUGACUUCCAAUCUUUUUUCGAAUAUCAGUAAAGAAAAAAGUAUUAACGAGGAUACAAAAAGUAAAUAUUUUUCUCCAGAUGCCAACAAAAACAAAUAUAAAAACGACUAUAAAAGAAAUAAAAAUAAAACAAUACCAAGUUGUUUACCAAACGUGAUAAAUUUUUUGUCAGUAAAUGUAUGUGGAUUUUUGAAAGUUAAUGUAAUACUUCAUAACAAAACAUAUGGAAUUACCCUUCGACCAAACGAUUUGAAUUUGGAUUUUAAACAAAUUGUAACAAAUUUACCUGAAAAAUGUGCCUCUGUAAAAUUGAACCACGAAUACAAGCCAAAUAUUGGAGAAUUAAUAUGUGGUCAAGAAGAGAAUGGUGAUUGGCAUAGAGGUUUUGCAGUAACUCUCCAUCCAAUAAAACAAUUAGCAAUUAUUGAUAAAACAAAAAUAAUACCUAUUAAGAAAAUUGUCCCGUAUCCUAACGAAUUUCUUAAUAUAUGUGUAUUUGGUGUUGUGUGUGAAAUAACUACAGAUAAUUUUCAAUUAUUAACAAAUAAUCAUUAUGAAUUUAAAGUAAUAAAUUGUAAAGAAGAAGUCAUUAUUGAAAUUCAAAUAGAUGACAAAAAUAAAAUAACAGGUAUUUUAAGAUCAUGGGAACCAAUACCUGAACAAAGUGGCAUUCAAUUAUCUAGAUUGAAAAAUGGAUCUGAGGUUUGCAUUACUUUUUACCACAGUCAUUAUUUAAUGUACGUUCGUUCUCUGGAAACAGAAGACUCGGAGGAAUUUAAUAAACUCAUGCAAAGAGUUGCAAAAUGUGCUCAAUCUGCUGUAUAUCUCAAAGAGCCUCCAGUAUUGGGGGAGAUGAUAAUGGCACAAUUCAUAGAUAAUAAUUUUUAUCGUGCAAUUAUUACGAAAAUACAGGGGGAAGAAGCAAGUAUUUCGUAUAUAGAUUUUGGAAAUACUGAAAAAACAUUGUGGAAAAAAUUACGAAUAUUGCCUAAUGAUUUGAAAAUGCAUCGAUCGUGUGCCGCAAAAAUUUAUUUGAAAGAUGUACCAACUGAUGUUGUAAUGACCAAAGAAGUGACGGAUUAUCUUCUUGAUCUAACAGGUAGAGAAGUACCUUUAAAAUGUAUUUUUGACGGUACACCCUCUAAAGAUGGUGUAUAUUUAACUACGGCAAAUGGAGAAAGUAUUAACGAUAAAAUAAAAAAAUUGCUUAUACCAAGUUGGGAUAGAAAAAGUGAUGAGGAUAAAAUCGUUUAUAUGAUAAACGAUAUAAAUAUAUUUCCUUUGGGAGAUAUUGGUGAAAUUGUCAAUGUUCUGGUUUUAUCAACUAUUAAAGAAGGUGUUGAUUAUUUCAUGUGUCCUCUGGAUAUUGAACUGAUAACGCAUAUUAACGAAAUUUUGCCUCCAUUGAUAAAUAAAUACUGUGAAAAAACAGAUUAUUAUAUUCCCCGAAGAAACGAAUUAUGUUUAAGCUUAUACAACAAUAAUUGGUAUCGCGCGGUAUGUUUAUCUCCAACAGAACUAAAAGAUAAAUCUAUUGUAUUUUACAUCGAUUAUGGAAACUGCGAAGAAGUUUUACACAAAAAUAUUAGACCAAUGAUACAAGAUUUUUUAAUACCUUCUGCUCUUGCUAACAUGUGCACUGUCGUUAAUUUAGCUCCAAAACUGGAAAAUGGAUCUUAUUCUGCUCAAGUAUUAAACAAAAUUUCGGAAUUAGUUAAUCCCAAUACGAUCUGUCUAGCCAAGAUCGUUGAUUUUGAUAGUGAAGGAAAUUAUAAGAUUGAACUUCCAGAUGUUCGUGAUAAAUUAAUUAUGGAAAAUCUAAUACCUCCCUAUUAAGGCAAAUACAUCAUUAUUUUACGUUUA
Messenger RNA from Vespula pensylvanica (western yellowjacket), 4042 nucleotides. RefSeq lists its product as uncharacterized. Gene Ontology annotation, biological process: spermatogenesis. The record is from RefSeq and is a predicted model, not a curated record. Bases 425 to 4015 code for a protein of 1196 amino acids. The transcript is spliced from 15 exons. NCBI's taxonomy places the organism in Eukaryota, Metazoa, Arthropoda, Insecta, Hymenoptera, Vespidae. Gene Ontology annotation, molecular function: RNA binding.